AUCCCUUUGAGCGACUCUGGGCUGAGGGGGGAAAAAGAGACUGAGAGAGACAGAGGGAGAAAGUGUGUGUGUGUAAGAGAGAGCACAAAAUACACGCAGACUCCCCAACAUCACCUAGACUACCUGCUCCAUCCAGCACAACAAGGAGGAGGAGGAGGACGCAGAAGUGCAGGCGCGUCCAUGCGUGCCAGCCGAACAAGACAAUAAGCGGGCAAACAGGAACCACAGAUCCAAAAUUGGAAUAAGAGUUUAUCUUGAGAACUCUUUGGGAAAAAGAGCACAGCUUUGCUACAAGAACAAAGACAGCCUAAAUGAGUACAUGGUAAGAAGAGUCAUGCAUCUCAACAGAGAAGAAGAUAACAGCAAAGGCUCAGUGUCCCUCAGUGUAUUCCUGGUGUCUGUCGCAUCAGUAGUAUGUGCCGUUUGGCUGGUAGCUCUAUGUGGCGUCUGCACCUGGUGUCAACGGAAACUGGGGAAGAGGAAUAAGCCCGGGGUGGAGGCUGCCAGCUCUCCAGAUUCUGUGCGAGGUCGAGGGGAAAAUAAAGCCAUCAACCACAGUGAUCUAGACAGAGACUUUUGGAAUAACAAUGACAGCAGCAAUGUGCAACAGAGGUGGAGCUCCUACCCGCCCAAGGAGUUCCUCUUAAACAUGUCUCCUUACGCUCCCUAAGGAGACCCUCGCCUCACGCCCAAUGGGGCCGUGGAUAAGGGUGGGCAGGGCGGUGCUGGACCCUCGCCGGGGACCAGUGACAGCGGGGGUGGUGCUUGCUCUGGGACUGGGGCGGGGCCCAGUCGCAGUGACAGCGUUCGA
Epinephelus lanceolatus (giant grouper) is the source of this 811-nucleotide messenger RNA. Lineage: Eukaryota; Metazoa; Chordata; Actinopteri; Perciformes; Serranidae. The record is from RefSeq and is a predicted model, not a curated record.